Saccostrea cuccullata (small rock oyster) is the source of this 4644-nucleotide messenger RNA. RefSeq lists its product as uncharacterized. The record is from RefSeq and is a predicted model, not a curated record. Lineage: Eukaryota; Metazoa; Mollusca; Bivalvia; Ostreida; Ostreidae. Gene Ontology annotation, biological process: DNA repair; telomere maintenance. The coding region runs from base 1 to 4644 and encodes 1547 amino acids. The transcript has a single exon. Gene Ontology annotation, molecular function: DNA helicase activity.
AUGGUGGCUCUUGAUUAUUUAAAGAAAAAGAACAAAUGGUACCAAGACAUUAUGAUCAAUACCACAUGGGAGGGCUAUGGUGAUAAAAAUGAUUUGUUAUCGAAUGAGUCCACUGAAUCUGUAGAUGAGGAAAUGAUACAGAGAGAAGAUAGAGAAGAGAAUCAAGAGGUUGUAACUGAUACAUGUUUACAGCCCGUGGAUGUUGCACAGGAAGUUCUUGAUCAUUACUUUGAUGAUGUUUACAAUAUAGCCCCAGCGGAAGGGAAAAAUCCAAUCAGAAUGUUGCAGGAAGAAGGAAACGAAGCAAAGACCUUUCCACAUUUAUUUCCAAGUGGCAACUUUUCUUGGAAUGAAGACCGAGAUGUGAAGAUAACACUUUCAAGGUAUUUAAACAACAGACUGAUGAAUUCUGAUAACAGAUUUGCAAAAGACACAAAUUACAUAUUCUUCUCUCAGUACAUGUCAGAAUUGAACCAAGUAAUUGAAAAAACACAAAUUUCAAUACGGAAGUCUCUAUCAAAGCUUGAUAAUGGGAAAACAGUUACAUCUGAAAUGCUGCAAAAUCCAGAUGUUCUUUCAAAACUCCUAAGAAAUGACGAGGCUUUACGCUUUAUGCAACCUAUUCGUGGGACUCCAGCAUAUUGGUCAGCAACCCAGAAAGAUCUUUUUGCUAUGCUUCGACAGUUAGGCAUCCCAACAUGGUUUUGUUCAUUUUCUGCUGCAGAGUUUCGGUGGGAUGAAAUUAUUGGAUCAAUAUUGCAUCAUGAGAAUGAUCCUAGAUCCCCAUCUGAAUUGGACUGGUCAGAAAAAAGUGAAGUUUUAAGAAGCAAUCCAGUUACUGUGGCUAGAAUGUUUGAACAUAGAUUUCAUAUGUUUCAAAGGCAUGUCAUAUUGUCACCAUCAAAACCAAUAGGGAAUGUUAUUGACUUUUUUGUGAGAGUAGAAUUUCAACAAAGAGGCUCCCCGCACAUGCACUGUUUGUACUGGGUUGAAAAUGCACCAAAAUUUGGUGAAGAUGAGGAAGAAACUGUUUGUGAUUUCAUUGAUAGAUAUAUCACAUGUGCUCUACCCUCAGAAAAUGAUGACGCAGAAUUGCGGGGAAUUGUUUUAGGUGUUCAGCAACAUAGCAAGAAUCACUCAAAAUCAUGUAGGAAAAAGGGAACAGAAUGUAGGUUCCACUUUCCAAGACCACCAUCAGAAAGAACUUUCAUAACAAAGCAGUGUGAGGAAGAUGUUGAGGACUCUGAGAGUGACGGAAAAUUAUGUAAAUCUCAGGCAAAAGAUAUUUUAUUGCGUGUUUGGAAUGAAGUUCUUGAUGAUGUGAAUGGAUGCAAAACAACUGAGGAAAUUUUCAGAAAUUUGCAAUUAUCACAAGAUGUUUAUGAAAUGGCACAUAGGGCAUUAUCUACAAAAACAAGUACUAUCUUAAAACGAAAUCCAGAUGAAAUGUGGACAAAUCAAUACAACACAUGUCUUCUCAAAUGCUGGGAUGCUAAUAUGGAUAUACAGUACAUCCUUGACCCAUUUAGCUGCAUUGUGUACAUUAUUUCGUACAUUUCAAAAUCGGAACGGGAAAUGGGAAUGUUGUUGAAACAAACUCAAGUAGAAUCCGCAGAGGGAAAUUUGAAUGCUCGACAAACGAUAAGGAAGAUUGGAUCAGCUUAUCUCAACCAUAGAGAGGUCAGUGCCCAGGAAUCGGUAUACAGAGUUUGCAAUCUAAAAAUGAAAGAAAGUUCAAGAAAAGUAGUUUUUGUUCCUGUGGGUGAAAAUCCGACUCGUUUGAGUAAACCUCUUGCACAAAUGAGAAAAACGUCAAAGAAUGAAAAUGAAAUGGAAGAAGAUGAUGACAGCAUUUGGAUGACAAAUAUAGUGGAAAGGUAUGAAAGUCGACCUGAUGUACACCCUUUUCCCGAAAUGUGCCUUGCAGAAUUUUGCUCUGAAUUCCGUGUUUUGGCGAAGUCUCAGAUUCCUCAGGGAGAAAAAGAAGGAGUGUAUGAAUUGAAAAAUGGAAAUGGUUACGUGCAGAAAAGAACUAGAGGUAAACCAGCUGUUAUAAGAUAUCCAAGGUUCAACCCUGAAAAUGCAUCAGAAAAAUAUUAUCAAUCAAUACUUCAGCUUUUCCUUCCAUAUUUGACCCAAGAUCAACUAAAACCACCUGGAUUUGAGUUUUACCAGACGUUUUUUGAAAACGGAUUUGUCAAAUUGAAUGCUGAAAACAAAUUGCAAUCAGUGCGGAAUGUGGUGGAAAAUAACCGCAGUAGUUUCUCAAAGAAUGAGGAUGCCCUUGAAAAUGCUCAAGAAAUUUUAGAACUUUGUGGUGAACCUGAGGAUGCUUGGGCCAAUCUUUGUUCGGAGACUGAAAGAAAUCGGGAAGAAUGUCUUAACGAAAAGAGGAGAAUUGAGCAGUCUGAAAACAAAGAACCAGAGAUAACUAAUGAAAUCGAAAAUGACGGCUCCUCAGAAUUUAUAUACCAUAUAAGAGAGUAUUCUAGCUCAAGACAAGAAAUGCUUCCUUUAUUGAGAAGUUUGAAUGAAAAACAAAAACAAGUUUUCUAUUUAGUUCGUGAGUGGUGUUUGAAAAAAGUAGGUGGGAAGAAAAUAGAACCAUUACAUAUUUUCAUUACUGGAGGUGCAGGAACAGGUAAAAGCCACUUAAUCAAGACCAUACAGUAUGAAGCCUCUCGAAUUUUUGAGAAAACAGUUUUGUCUCCUACAGAUUUGUCAGUUCUUCUAACAGCUUUUACUGGAACAGCGGCUUUUAAUAUUGGGGGAAGCACAAUUCAUCACGUAUUUUCCUUAACGAAAGCUCUUCCCAUUCCAUAUGAACCUCUGAAAGAACAAAGUUUGAGUGCAAUGAGAACAAGAUUAGGAUCAUUGCAGAUUCUUAUUAUUGAUGAAGUUUCCAUGGUUUUUAAACGACUUCUAUAUUAUAUACACGAACGCUUGGUCCAAAUCAGAAAAUGCAAAGAACCAUUUGGUGGUAUUUCGGUUAUAGCUGUUGGAGAUUUCUUUCAACUACCACCAGUGAAACAACGAAAACUAGAAAUAUUGUACAAAGAAAAUGGGGAAUAUCCAGUAGACUACUGGUUAGACUUUUUCAAAAUCAUCGAGUUGGACGAAAUAAUGAGACAACGAGACGAUGCUGCAUUUGCAUCAGUUUUAAAUUCACUACGAAUUAGAACGAUCACAGAACCUCUAUCAGAAGAGGCAAAAACAAUGUUGAAAGAAUGUAUUAGAGAUGGACCAGAUGACGUUUUGCAUGUGUAUCCUACAAAUAAUGAAGCCAAUGAGUAUAAUCUGAAGAUGUUGCAUACUAACUGUGAAGAACUGAUGGAGAUUACUGCAGAAGAUUAUCAGAAAGACAAAACUACAGGAAAGCUUACCUUAUGCGAGAAACCAUUCAUUAGAACAAGAACAGAUGGACUAUCAGCUACUUUGCUGUUGUCUGUGAAUGCUAGAGUGAUGUUGACGAGAAAUAUUAACGUUGAAGAUGGCCUUGUAAAUGGUGCAAUGGGGCAUAUUUCAGCUAUCGAUUUUGGAAAAGCUGAGCAAAGAAAUAGGGUAGAUAGCAUUAAAGUAAUGUUUGAUUGUAAAGACAUUGGGAGACUGCAGGGAAAAGGAACACAUGGAAAUGAAGUCCUUAUUCAAAGAAUACAAGAAGAUAUCAAAGAGAAAAAUACAAAGAGUGUUGUUAGACAUCAAUUUCCUUUGAAACUCGCAUGGGCAUGCACAGCGCAUAAAGUUCAAGGAAUGACAACAAACAGUGUUGUAGUAAAUUUAGAUCGUACUUUCGCUGCAGGACAGGCAUAUGUUGCUAUUAGUCGUGUCACUUCCCAGAAUGGUUUAUUUAUAGAAACAGGAGAUGAAAAUGCACUGGAGAAAAAAAUUUACGCCAAUCCAGAUGUGAAAUCAGCACUGAGUAAGAUGGAAAAAUUAAUCACCGAACACGAUUUCCCAAAUAUCUCCACAGAAACUGAAAAAUUCAAAACUAUUGUCUUACUUAAUGUGCAGAGUUUAAGAGGACAUGUUCAAGACCUAAAAAGUGAUACCAGAUUUCUUCAUGCAAACUUUUUAUGUGUAACAGAAACAUGGUUGACAGACAAUGACUGUACUAAAGCCUUUGAAAUCAAAGACUUCGAAUUCAAUCACACUACAAGGGAGCAGUCUUAUGAUGAAAGUGUGGAAUGUUUGGAUAAACUUCGCACAGCAAAAGGUGGGGGUGUUGGUAUUUACAAGAAAAGAGAGGAAAAGGCUUUAGUUCAUGUUUUGUCCAAAAAUAAUAUUGAGGGAAUGGCCGUGGAACUUUGCGAAGAAAAUACUAUUAUCAUCGUUGUAUAUCGACCAAGUGUACUCAAUGUCAGAUGUUUUCUACAACACUUUCAGAGGGUUAUUGAUUUCUUUAAAGUACAAUAUUCUAAAUGCCUAAUACUUGGAGACUUCAAUGAAGACGCUACAUUGGAAGGACCGAUUCAAAAGAUGUUGGAGACUAACGGUUUCAAGCAGAAAGUAAACCUUGCUACAACAGAUGGUGAUACUAUACUGGAUCAUGUAUAUAUUACAAAAGAAAUGGAAGUUCAUAUAGAAAUCAUGCCAGUGUAUUACAGCUAUCAUGACGCUGUAACAGUGCAUUUCAAAACGAAGUAA